AGAUUACAAUAGAAUUAUUAUAAGAAAAGAAAAGAAAAGAAAAGAAAAGAAAAAGAGUUAGAGUAGAUUCCCCCACUAAGCAAGUAACAAGUCACACAAGAGGGGAAAUAGAAUAGAAGAGACUUCCAGUAACACAAGCCUCCCACGCAUUUUGCUUCGUUGUUCCGUGUGCUCUCCGAAACCUCGUUCCGCUGCAGAAUCUUACUCUGCUCUUUUCACUAUGGAUAUCGAGGAAGACAUCCGUUCUUUGCAGCUUGACUCAGCAGCAGAAGACAAUAAUGGGGUGGUAAUUCCAGAUGAUGUAAAGCCAGAAGAAGUUGAUAAAUCUGAAAAGAUUGAAGAAAUUGAGAAAUCUAAUGAGAUGGAUGAAGAUCCAAAGCAGGAGGUUCAGGCACAGCCUAGCCAGGCUGAGCCAACAGUGAGAAAUAGAGAAAUUCCUCCUGUACAAGAUCAACAAGAUGAGCUUGACAACCAAAAAAGGCACUUGAAUGUUGUAUUCAUUGGCCAUGUUGAUGCUGGUAAGUCAACAACCGGAGGCCAGAUACUUUUCCUCAGUGGUCAGGUUGAUGAAAGGACUAUACAGAAAUAUGAGAAAGAAGCUAAAGAUAAAAGUCGAGAAAGCUGGUAUAUGGCUUAUAUAAUGGACACAAAUGAGGAGGAGAGAGUGAAGGGAAAAACAGUUGAAGUUGGAAGAGCUCAUUUUGAGACAGAGUCAACACGGUUUACUAUUUUGGAUGCACCUGGUCACAAAAGCUAUGUUCCUAACAUGAUUAGUGGUGCAUCUCAAGCCGAUGUUGGAGUGUUGGUAAUUUCUGCUCGAAAGGGAGAAUUUGAAACUGGAUACGAGAGAGGUGGACAAACUCGUGAACAUGUCCAGCUUGCAAAAACAUUGGGUGUGACUAAGCUGCUUGUUGUUGUAAAUAAAAUGGAUGAUCCAACUGUGAAUUGGGCAAAAGAAAGGUAUGAUGAGAUUGAGUCAAAGAUGAUUCCAUUUUUGAGACAAUCAGGGUACAAUGUGAAGAAAGAUGUCAUGUUUUUGCCAAUAUCUGGGCUGAUUGGCACCAACUUGCAAACAAGAGUGGAUAAAAGCAUUUGCUCAUGGUGGGAUGGCCCUUGCUUAUUUGAAGCGCUUGAUGCUGUUGAAGUUCCUCUACGAGAUCCCAAUGGUCCUUUCAGGAUGCCUAUACUUGAUAAAUUCAAAGACAUGGGAACUGUCGUUAUGGGGAAAGUGGAAUUUGGCAGUGUCCGAGAGGGAGAUUCCUUGUUGGUCAUGCCUAAUAAGGAUCAAGUUAAAGUUGUUGCUGUAUUCAUUGAUGAAAAUCGGGUUAGGCGUGCAGGACCCGGUGAAAAUUUACGGAUUAGGUUAUCGGGUGUUGAAGAGGAGGAUAUAUUAUCUGGGUUUGUCCUGUCUAGUGUUGCAAAUCCAGUACCAACUGUUAUUGAGUUUGUUGCUCAGCUGCAAAUCCUUGAAUUGCUGGACAAUGCUAUUUUUACUGCUGGGUACAAGGCUGUAUUGCAUAUACACUCUGUUGUUGAAGAAUGUGAAAUUGUUGAGCUGUUACAGCAAAUAGAUCCAAAGACAAAGAAACCAAUGAAAAAGAAAGUGCUAUUUGUGAAGAAUGGUGCUGUUGUUGUGUGCCGUGUUCAGGUUACUAACACGAUAUGUGUUGAGAAGUUUUCUGAUUUUCCGCAACUAGGGAGAUUCACUCUUCGCAGUGAAGGAAAAACUGUCGCGGUGGGAAAAGUCACUGGUGUGUGAAUUUCUAACAAUUUUGUCUAGAGGAUGGGAUUCUUGCACAGAUAAGUAGAUUUGCAGCGUUGAGGCUUUGUCGACAUCAUCGAGUUACAAAUAUAUUUAUUUAAAAUAGUUACUUUUCCUUCCACCAGAGGCAGAUAUUUAUAGACACGCUGCUACCAUGUACUUGUAAGUUGUAUGAUGCCUAGAAAGGCCUUGCUUGGCUGGUUCAGUAUCUUUCCGGUGGUUUUGGAUCAAUCCACCUUAGUUCGUAGCAGCAGAAUCAUAUGAUUCUCAUAUUUUGACACAAUUAAACAAAUCUCCAAUCCACAGUUGACCAGUAUAUUUAUUUUUAUGUUAUGUGAUUUUACUCUAUGGUGUAUUCUCUUGUGAAAUUUUUAUGAUGAAUUUUCAAGUGGGUUACCACCGUCUAUAGUGGUUAA
Arachis ipaensis is the source of this 2178-nucleotide messenger RNA. RefSeq lists its product as uncharacterized. Gene Ontology annotation, molecular function: GTPase activity; GTP binding. The record is from RefSeq and is a predicted model, not a curated record. Lineage: Eukaryota; Viridiplantae; Streptophyta; Magnoliopsida; Fabales; Fabaceae.